GAAUGCCGGGAGGCGGUCAUUGGUGAAUCAAGCUGUCUGCAGUAACGUCAAGAGAUUAGUGAAUCGCAGCUGGAAUGCGAGCUUGAUUCACAAAGGCAUAAGAGGGAGACAAAGCCACCGAGAAGAGGAAACGCACACCGGACUGCCACAUCCCGCACAGCCAUGAAGGGAGAGCAUUUAUUUGCCAACAUGAGAAGCGCUCCAUUCUUCCAGCGGAUUUACCUCUUAGGAGGAGAGGAGUUGGUAGUCCUGCAGUCCACUAUGGGAGAGUCCUCGCUGGGAGACAGUUUCCAACAAAUCACCGACUUCAAUGACCUCCCCACGUCCCUCUUCGCCUGCAAUGUGGACCAAUCAGUAUUUGAAGACCACGAGGGCAAGGAAAUGUUUGAAGCGCUCUUCCUCGCGUACGAUGAGGGUGUGACGUUCCAGCAGUUUAAGAGCUUCAGACGUGUACGAAUCAAUUUCAGUAACCCUAAAGCAGCAGCCAGCGCAAGAAUAGAGCUGCACGAGACGCCUUUCAGAGGGAAGAAACUCAAACUUUACUUUGCCCAGGUGCAGAACCCAGUAUCUGAAGGAGACAAUUUGCACCUGGCUCCUCCACAGCCUUCCAAACAGUUCCUCAUCUCUCCCCCUGGCUCACCUCCAGUCGGUUGGCAACAGAUUGAUGAGGCCACACCGGUUAUUAACUACGACCUGCUGUAUGCAGUUGCCAAGCUUGGCCCAGGUGAGAAGUUCGAGCUCCAUGCGGGCACAGAGUCUACGCCCAGUGUGGUGGUCCACGUCUGUGACAGCGACACGGAUGAGGAGGAGGAACCAAAGAACAACCCUAAACCAAAAAUAAUCCAGACCCGACGUCCAGACCUGCCAGUCUCACACUGAACUCUACAGCUCCACACAGAGUCAGGGGGAUUUGUACCCUCCACCAUCUCCUUCACGGGACCUCUGCCACCCUUCAGAACCUUGUCAAACACAACCAGGGUCUGAGGGACUCUGAUCUGUGGUUCUCGCUCAGCACACACACAUGUAUACAAAUCCUCAAUGUGCUGUCACACAAUUUGUUUUGUUUUUAUGUUGGCAAUACUCUAUGUUAAAUAUGGCCGCUCUCUGUCCCUCUUUCCCAAUCCCACUCUGUUGUAAUACCAUCUGACCACCACUUAGAGGCAGCAUGUACCCAUCCCUGCUCUCACACACAUCUCUGAUUGGCUCCUGGGCCGUGGCACAUUGUAGUGUCAGAGGUGCCUAUUGGCUUUGCUCUUGCACCACACAGCUAUGUCCCAUGUGUACCCAGCAAGCCAUUAAUAUCAGUACAUUCUUCAUAAGGGCAUGCUAGCCACUAAAUGUGGCUAAACACCAGCGCUGCAUGUGGCAACCUUAGAAAUAUAAAUUGCCUAACAAAUUUCUGUCAGAUAACCCUAAUUUGGCAAACGACAGACUUGGGCGUAGCAAAAAAAAGGAUUGUUCCCUUCAGGCCAGUGCAUGUUCUGGUAGCAAACUGUACAUUUUGAGUUUAAUUUCCUGCUGUGUGUAAUUGUCUGUGUCCAGCCAACAGUGUUCUUACAAAAAACAAAAAAAACAACAACAAUGAAGCUUUUCCGGACGACAAGCUGAAGCUGAUUUUGACCAUAAACCCAUGCACAUUUUAAUUUGUUGCUUCCUCAAUGUGAAUCUUUUGUUGUUGUUGUAGUGCUUAGUCCUUUAUGCCUGGAAACCGAAAAUAGAUUUUAUUUAUAGGAUCCCAUUGCAGAAUAAAUGACAUCUACGGGUAAUCAGAUGUCAUUUAAUGAAAUCUGUAAUAUGCAUGGUUACUUGUUUUCUAGAACCUAACAUAGGUGUCCAAAUACAUAGUUUGAGACUUCAUUCGCACAGGGGUGCGUUUCCCAAACAAUGACAUAACUCGUGGCUGAGCUAUCAUAGUACAACACAUCGUUUGGGAAAAGAACGAUGUAAUGACGAGUGUUUCCCAAAACCGUAGCUACUUUGUCGCAGAUCCAUUGAUUGAACCAUGUUUGUUAUAACAUAAAACGGUCACACUUUACAAGAAGGUUCAUUAGUUAAUGUUAAUUAAUGCAUUUACUAACAUGAACAAACAAUGAACAAUACAUUUACUUCUGUAUUUGUUCAUGUUAGUUAACGUUACUUAAUGAAAAUACAGUUGUUCAUUGUUAGUUCAUGUUAGCUCAUGGUGCAUUAACUAAUGUUAACAAGCAUGGACUUGGAUGUUAAUAAUGCAUUAGUAAAUGUUCAAUUAGGAUUAAUUAAUGCUGUACAUGUGUUGUUCAUGAUUAGUUCAUGUUAGUAAAUGCAUUAACUAAUAAACCUUAUUGUAAAGUGUUACCCAUAAAAUGUCCAUAAUGGCGCUCUGGGGUCACCAAUCUCGGUCCUGGAGGGCCAGUGUCCCUUCAGGGUUUAGCUCCAACUUGCCUCAACACACCUGCCUGGAUGUUUUAAGUAUACCAAGUAAGACCUUGAUUAGCUUGUUCAGGUGUGUUUGAUUAGGGUUGGAGCUAAAACCUGCAGGACACCGGCCCUCCAGGAACAAGUUUGGUGACCUCUGCAAACGAAGUGGAGUAACAACUUAUUUAGAGAAAAAACCCAUACUUUUUUGUGCAAAAUAUAUUGUUUUACACGCACAUGCAUUAAAAAAAUAAUCCAAUAUUAGUUUUGGUAAAAACAUGCACCUGCUUUCCAUAUUAUUUGAAAUAUAUGUAAACAGCACAUAUAGGGCCAAUGCUUCCUUUACAAAUGGUACUGAGAAUUUGCCAUUUUCUUUUCUUAAACAUAAAUCAUAGAAGUCGUUAGACUAAUAGUUGUAAUUUACGGUAGGCCAUUAAAUAAGAAAAUAUUUCUUUGUAAUCUUAAUAAUAAUAACAUUAUUAAAUAAUUAUUAUUGUUAUUAUUAUCAUUAAGGAUUUUAGGUGCGUCCCAAAUCGCAAAUUUACAGACUAUUCUACGCCAUUUUAUAGUAUAAAUAGUGUAAGUAGUGUGUUCAAACGGAAAACUCUAAAAAACAGUAAGUGCACUUUAAAUACCCGGAUGAUGCACCUGCUAAACCAGUAAAAUAAAGUGUGUAAUGUUGGACACUUCACGCACUCAACGGCCAAUGCUUUGCUCACGUAGCGGAAGCUGUGAAGCUUUCGGGCACUCGUGUUGAAUUUAUUUAUUUUGGAUUGUGAAAGCAAAAUUCUCCUACUAAAGUGAUUACAGCGCCUCCCGAUGGUGAAUGCGGUUACACUCAUGACAGGUAUUAUUUGAUAGUUUGGUCAUUUAUUUCACUGAUUUGGCAACCGUCAAAUGUCAUCAGGGAAACGGGUUGAAUUUCUGCUUAGUAAAAAACCCAUUAGUGUUCCAUUUGGGACGAAACUACAUACAUAUACUAUGCUGUUGAGUGUGUAAGAGCAUAAGUAUAUAAAGGAUAAGAGCAUAGUGUGUAAUUAGGGAUGCAGCUUUCCUUCUUUUAUAAUUUGACACAUUCAAACCACUGCAUGAAAUGUUCUACCAACAGGCCAAUGUCAUAUACAAUACAUUUUCUCCAUAAAAAAAAAAA
Molecule: messenger RNA, 3544 nt
Organism: Danio rerio (zebrafish)
Lineage: Eukaryota; Metazoa; Chordata; Actinopteri; Cypriniformes; Danionidae
Gene: rcan2
Product: regulator of calcineurin 2
Biological process (GO): calcium-mediated signaling
Molecular function (GO): nucleic acid binding
Source: RefSeq, marked validated